UGAUAAUUCCCCUCAAAUUAGUAUCAAACUCGAGCUUGUUACUAGAAGCAAUGAAAGUUCUUCUUCAAAACAAGGAGUUGUGGGAGAGAUUCAGACAACAUCAGACAGAGAUGAUGAUCACAAAGUCCGGAAGGCGAAUGUGUCCAGUUAUCUCACUGAAAUUCGAAGACCUUACUCCGAGACAAUUUUACACAGUUAUGAUAGACUUUGUAUUGAUGGACGAGUUCAGAUAUUCCUUUGACGCGGGAACUAAUACCUGGCUACCGUACUGUCGCGAGAUGCCGGUUGAGGAAGGCCGCGCUAAAGUGUUUGUUCACGCGGAAACGCCCUGGAAUGGAGCUACUCUCAUGACAAACGGGCUCACCUUUAAAACGCUGAAGCUCACAAACAGUCCUAAGACGGCGGAGAAAUCAUCACAAGCGAUUCUUCUCAGCACGAUGCGGCGUUACACGCCCCGCAUUCACGUACUAGAAAGUCCCAAUGGAAUUUACUUUGAUUACAAAUUGAGGAAAGAGUUCUACUUCUCUGAGAUGGAAUUCAUAGCCGUGUCUCAAUACAGAAACAAGAAUAUCACUAAACUCAAAAUAGACGCCAAUCCAUUUGCGUCGGCUUACAGAAGAGACGGAUUACAUGGUCAAGCUAAAAGACGCCGCAUGGAAGGUCAGGUUGUAUGCGAGGAUGAGAGAACCUCAGAUGAUGGUCCGCCGUCCAAUAGUUCAAGUGUCCAGGAUUCCAUCGUCAACGGAGACGAGUUGGAUAAAGAAAGUAACCAAUCCUCUUCAAACGAACAUCCGGAAGAAUCUUCGCCAGAAGAAAGCUUCAUCUCUGACAAGCAGCAAUUGCAUGAGAGACACUUACUCUCACCCAGUCAGGAAGGAAUCAGCAAAGCUGUACCAGAGGUAACCAGCUUAACUCAAGCCGAGUUAAAUAUCCAGGAACAGUCGGGAGUGAUUAGCCAGGAAAAACUAUCCACUGUGUCACUAGUCAAUCAAAAUCAAACCCCAAGUGAAACUAGUGACAGUGAGUCGAAGCUAAUGUGUGAAGAAUCCCGUGAGUGGAUAUGGGGAUUUGACCAGCAGAUGUUGGUGAGACAUGAAUUCGAAAACUUCAUUGAAGGAAGUCAGAUAACCAGCCAUGAGACUCGAUUGCAAAACAACUCUUACGCUAAAGAGCCCUUCUGCGAUGAAACUAAAGCAAGUGUGAACAGGAGGAAAAAGUACGUGCCAAGAAGGUUUCAAAGAAGGGACGAUCUAUCCUCAGUAAACACCCGUUUAGAUUCAAAGGACAAGGAACAAACAAUCGAGGGUGAAGCUGUGGAUAAAAACAAUUUGAACAAAAAGGGCGUUAAGUUACCACAACUGAGUAACACCAAUAGCGCGCAAGAUACAAGACAAUCUGAAUUUUCCAGGUGCUCAGAAGAACUCGGAAGGACACCUAACAAGUGUAACAGUUCACAUCAACCAGAGACACUCAGUUCUUACGUAGAUGCGGUAUUGCCAUCCAGUGUAAGGACUAAAGCAGGAGUUUUGUUUGUGAUUGGUCAGAACGCUUCACAAUCGGUGAGUAUUCAAGCUGAAGAACCAGUGGUCACUGUCACCAGUUCUUCUUCAAGGACAGAGGUCCUUACAGGCUCUUCUCUUGAUGCAUUGAUUGCGUUGUGUUCAAAAGCCGGGACAAAUACGUUGGGCAACCGAGAUUCAACCGAAAUUGUUAAUAGCCAAACAGUUAACAUUUCUUCAUUAGAAGCAACUAACGAAUUAGUGCAUUCAAAAGGUAGCGACUUUCCUUUGUGUAAAGAAACAGAAGAAGCAUCGAUAAAUUCUUCCAUUCGCCAGCGUUCUGCAGGACCAAAUUGUACCACCUUAGUGUCUCUGACCCCUCAGACUGAUGAGCAAAAGACUGUAGGGUCCUGUGUCUUUCCAAUGUCGUCUCAGUGCAGUGGACGUGCAUCAACAUCCCAUGCAACAGUAACUACUUUUGCGGUCAACAAGAGUAGCGAGAGUACUCUCAUUACCGACUUAAUAAAUGAGACACCGAAAGUUACCGACACCUACCGACAGUCGCCGACAGUUACGGUUGAAUGUCGGGCGGGCGCCACCGUGGUAACAAAAUCUUGUGUCGAAAAUCCUAUCCCUGUGAUUGUUGAAACAUAUUCUGGAUCUCAUUUGUCGAAUGGUUCCAAGUGUGAACAACAACUGGACAGAAAACAAACGAGAUACAAACGCAUCGCUCCUGCUCCAAGAAAGUCAGUAAACGCCAGUUUAGAUGAGCCCGCGUGCACUGCUUCUGUAAGUAGUAGUGGUUGUGAUGGCGGCGUUCUUUAUCCCAAAAUAGUGGAUUCUUUCACUCUGGCAAACUGUAAUGGACCCAGUGCUGCAGAGAAGUCAUCACCUUUACCAAAUUUGUAUUUCAUUCCACCCUGUAACUCAAACCUGCCACAAAUUAAUCAAGCAUAUGCUUCUUCGCCAUAUUUUGGUGUUACACCUGUGGACAACAACUUUAUGCAGGAAUUUAGGUUAGAGAAAUUCUACUCGCUUUCUUCAACAAGAGAACCCGUGAAGUCUCCUGUACGACCACAGGCUCGCUACUACAAAACAACUCGCACGAACUUUAGCCGACUAAGCUUGGAACCGAUCUGUAGCGUGAUUCAUCCGCUUGAAGGCUUCAAACGUCCUUCUUUAUCUGAUAAUUCUGCCAUCACUGAAGUUUCGGCUCAAAGACCAUGGGGAUGGCGGAGUUGAUAGGCCCUACCUGCCUACGAACAGAUGGUACUUGAACACAGUAAAAAUUAAUUUUACCAUUUUAUUCGUGAAGAACCGAUACCUUCCCGAAACCACUCGGUUUCGUGGUUGCCAAGUAACGUGACACAUGUCGACUUUCCUAUAUAUUUAUCCUCUAUUUUAUCAUAACCAUUUUUGAAUGCUAUAGCUGGUAGGCACUACAUACCAAUCGAAACCGAUUAGGAUAGCAAACUUCGUGCCACGAAGUUUGCUAUCCUAAGACAAGAUCGUUCAGACAUCCGUCAAUCAAAUUCACAAAUGGCGCAAGCAACUUUUUUCUUCUUUUACAAUAUUAAAUUUCAAGAGCGUACAAUAUAUAUAUUGUGUCACCAUUAAAUGAGUGAAAUCUUCGCAUGAAGAAAACUAAGGACGAUACAUUAAAAACCGUACCCUCCCUUUCGUUUGGGACAACAGAAUCUCAUUUAUUUCUUUUAAUAUCAUUAAAAUGAUAUUAAAUAUUAUAAACGUCCGGGAUGAUGUGAAGAAACAGUAUUCUGAGUCUUUCGUUUACAACUAGAGGGUCAGAACCCCAAAGUAACUAUUGUCAUUGGCAUAAGCCUUGCCAUAAAUUUUUAUUCCACUUGUUAUUUCAUUCGAAAAAAUCACAGCAUCGUCAAGACGCCGCGGAACCAAUAUUU
Molecule: messenger RNA, 3418 nt
Organism: Pocillopora verrucosa
Lineage: Eukaryota; Metazoa; Cnidaria; Anthozoa; Scleractinia; Pocilloporidae
Biological process (GO): cell fate specification; positive regulation of DNA-templated transcription; regulation of transcription by RNA polymerase II
Cellular component (GO): nucleus
Molecular function (GO): DNA-binding transcription factor activity, RNA polymerase II-specific; RNA polymerase II cis-regulatory region sequence-specific DNA binding
Source: RefSeq, a predicted model, not a curated record